Molecule: messenger RNA, 3160 nt
Organism: Momordica charantia (bitter melon)
Lineage: Eukaryota; Viridiplantae; Streptophyta; Magnoliopsida; Cucurbitales; Cucurbitaceae
Molecular function (GO): RNA binding
Source: RefSeq, a predicted model, not a curated record
UACGAUGCGGAAGCAAGAGGCCCAAAUGGUGGAAGGCUGACCCACUGCCCUCAGCUACAGACCAUUUCGAGAGCUCCAAAACCCCAAUUUUUAGGGACCCCUCGCCGGGCGAAGGUCUGAAAAAAGAGCCCGACUUGGUUUUCGGUGGACGGCGCCGUGAAGAAUUGGCGGCGGAUUGAGUAUUAGAAAGAGGAGCUCGCACCGCUCAAGGAACAAGUAGUGAUUGAAUUGGCAGUCAGCAGAGGAAGGAAGAAACAGGGUUUGCAUCUAGUCCUGUAAGAUUCGCUUGGGGAGUCAGAAGCCUCGUUUAUCCACUUGCCUCACAGUUACAAUGACUGAUAUCACGUCUAGGUUAUGUGUGAAGAAUUUGCCCAAGUACAUAGACGAAGAUCGCCUUCGUACCCUUUUCUCCAAAAAAGGAGAGAUUACAGAUGUUAAGCUCAUGCGUACCAAGGAUGGUAAGAGCCGGCAAUUUGCUUUCAUUGGGUUUCGCAUGGAACGUGAAGCUCAAGAAGCAAUACGAUUCUUCAACAAAUCUUUUAUUGAUACUCACAGGAUUGCUUGUGAGGUUGCAUGGAAAGUUGGGGAUCCAAAAAUUCCCCGACCUUGGAGUAAGCAUUCUAAAGAAAAAAAGGGCACUGAAGAUGGGACGAAACUAGAAGACAAUAAAAGUUCAAGUCUUUUGGGGUCUAAAGAGGGGAGAGACAAUUUUAAUUUGAGAAUUCAAGACGAUGACCCUAAAAUCCAAGAGUUUCUUCAAGUGACACAACCUCGGAUUAAUUCAAAAUUGUGGGCAAAUGACAGUUUGAUGGCUCUAGCAGCUGAUCAAAACGGAAAAGGAAGGGAGAAACCAAGUCAAAUGAAAAAGGAAGAUGGAAAGAAGUUGGAGCUGGUGAAUGUUGAUGGAGAUAAUGAUGAGGAAAUGCAAACUGCAUUGCACAAUACUCAUGUAUCCGUUAAAAACUCUGCUCAUAAUGAUGAAAUUUCAGAUAUGGAAUAUUUUAAAAGCAGGGUGAAGAACAACUGGUCGGAUUCGGAUACUAGCGACGAUGAAAACAACAAUGAGGAUGUUAAAAAAGAGGAUGAAUCCAUAAAGAAAGAAUUGGAGAUACAGGAUUUCAAAUUGCCACCAGAAACAAAGGUCAAAGGACAGGACCAUUCCAAUCAUUGUUAUACAGGUGAUUUAAACAUGGAGAAAUCCUCAUCAACUCUAGAAGAUAAGAAGGAUGAAGUUCUUGAGAGUGGGCGACUUUUUGUUCGUAAUCUGCCAUAUGCAGCAACUGAAGAAGAGUUAGAAGAGCACUUUAAAAAAUAUGGCACUGUCUCAGAGGUACACAUUGUUGUUGAUAAAGAUACAAGACGGUCUAAAGGCAUUGCUUAUAUCCUUUACAGUCUUCCAGACUCUGCAAAAAGGGCACUUGAAGAAUUGGAUAAUUCGAUUUUCCAAGGGCGAUUAAUGCAUGUCAUGCCUGCUCAGCUAAGAAAAACUUCUGAGAAAACAGAGGCAGAUAUUUUAGGAGACCAACAAAGGUCAAAAUCCUUCAAGCACAAGAGAGAGGAAGAGAGAAAAGCAUCUGAAGCUAGUGGCAAUACAAAAGCAUGGAAUAGUUUAUUCAUGCGCCCUGAUACAGUUGUUGAAAACAUUGCUAGAAAAUAUGGUGUUAGUAAGGGUGAAUUACUGGACCGGGAGGCUGAUGACCUUGCUGUACGGGUUGCUUUGGGUGAGACUCAAGUAGUUGCAGAGACAAAGAAGGCCCUUACAAAUGCUGGAGUAAAUGUUGCAUCUCUAGAGGAAUUUGCUUCUGGUAAAGCUGAUGGACUCAAAAGGAGCAAUCAUGUUCUUCUCGUGAAAAACUUGCCUUAUGGUUCUUCGGAAGGAGAACUUACAAAUAUGUUUGGGAAAUUUGGUAGUUUAGAUAAGCUCAUUCUUCCACCGACAAAGAUAUUGGCUUUGGUCGUUUUUCUUGAGCCAUCUGUAGCCCGUGCUGCCUUCAAAGGUUUAGCAUAUAAGCGUUACAAGGAUACUCCGUUAUAUUUGGAAUGGGCCCCUGACAAUAUUCUUAGUCAAAGUCCAAUGGUUGGCAAUGUGAAGGAUGAGAAAGUUGUUGGUGAAAAUGAUGCUAAGAGGGUGUUAUUAGAGCAGGCAGUGGAAGGAUUAUUGGAUGUUGAACUUGACCCCGAUAGAGUUGAGUCACGAUCUCUUUUUGUCAAGAACCUUAAUUUCAAGACGACUGAUGAAAGUUUGAGAAAGCAUUUUAGUGAACACAUGAAAGAGGGAAGAAUAUUGAGUGCCAAGGUAAAGAAGCAUAUAAAAAAAGGACAGCAGGUCUCAAUGGGUUUUGGAUUUUUAGAAUUUGAUACAGUGGAGACUGCCACAAAUGUCUGCAGCAAUUUGCAGGGAACCGUUCUGGAUGGCCAUGCCCUCAUCUUGCAAAUGUGUCAUGUAAAGAAGGAUGAUCAAGUGCAAAGAAAAGUAGACAAGGAAAAGAGUUCGACAAAAUUACUUGUAAGAAACGUAGCUUUCGAGGCCACGGAGAAGGAUCUAAGACAGUUGUUCAGUCCGUUUGGACAGAUUAAGAGCCUAAGACUGCCAAUGAAGUUUGGAAAGCACAGGGGCUUUGCAUUUGUGGAGUUUAUCACAAAGCAAGAGGCACAAAAUGCAUUUCAAGCACUUUCAAACACCCACUUGUAUGGUCGGCAUCUUGUCUUAGAGAAAGCCAAGGAAGGCGAGAGCCUGGAAGAAUUGAGGGCCCGAACAGCUGCUCAAUUUAGCAAUGAUCAAGACAAGUCUCAUAACUCAAUUUUAUCCAAGAAGAGGAAGAACAUGGCUAACUUUGAUGAAGACAAUAUGAAGUUUCAGAGGAUUUCUGAGUAAUCAUAUUUAAGGUGCGUGAGAUUAGAAGAUUAUAUGAUCAAUUUUGGUGUCUAUUUGCUUAUGAGUUGUACCAUAUCUUGUUUUCCAGUCCCCUUUAGUGUUAUGGGAGCUGCUUCCCACAUUUUUGACUGUUUAUUCAACGCAGGAAUCAGUUUCUUUUGUAUUGUUACUGUAAAAUAUAGUUGGUAUUAUUUUUUUUUUGACAGUCGAAAUGUAUACAUAGUUCUUUUCCAUUUUAUAUAAAUAAUAUAAUAGGUUAAUACAUAGUCUAUUUUUUUUGAUUCA